GACACUGGCACCUGGAGGCUGCACACUCCCGCCGGUCUCACUCAUCCUGCGAGCCUCUAACAUCGAAAUCAAGAUGAACCCGUCUGUGUUGCUUUCUUUGCUGGUGGUGUCGGCGACGGGGACUCCUGUAGCUCCACAGUCCAGUGUCCAGGACCUCCAGUCCAAUGGCCAGAACCUCCUGUCCAAUAACCAGGACCUCCAGGACCUUCAGUCCUUGCCGUUGAACCAGGACCUCCAGGACCUUCAGUCCUGGCCAUUGAACCACGACCUCCAGUCCAAUGACCACGUCGUCAAGUCCAAUGACCACGUAGUCAAGUCCAAUGACCAGGAAGUCCAGUCCAAUGACCAGGAUGUCCAGUCCAAUGAACAGGACGUCCAGCCCAAUGACCAGGACGUCGAGUCCAAUGAACAGGACGUCCAGUUCAAUGAACAGGACGUCCAGUCCAAUGAACAGAACUUACCCACCAGUACCCAAAACGCUAAACUCGGAAUUCCGAACUUGUCAGCAAUAAUCGCUGCACUUCCUAAAUUGACGAAGAGCGGCAAGUUCAGUAUUCUGGGCCGGCAGUGCACCUACAGUUUGACUUCCAAGGCAGGUCGUCCAAGAGUAUACACAGGCACGGUACAGUGCACAGGCUGGUUCAUCAAAGGGCAAGCCUCCAUCCAGAUCAAUUUAGCUACCGCUACGGACCUGGGGAAGUUGUUCUUGAACACUGCGCGGGACGCACUCCAGAAGGCACUGAAGGCUGGCCUACUCAGUGGGUAGAUCUCCACUGCGCCGUGACACUCCUUAAGGCAGUGAAGUAACUCUUCAAAGGGUAGAUGUCAAAAUAGCUCUCUGGCUAUGUUUAAAUAUUUUUUUCUAGAAAAAUACAUUAAAACUAUAAGAAUUCUGCACUUAUAUCCAAUACUAACAACCACUGAAUUCUUCUUCUUCGCACAAAUUGUAAUUGCAAAAAAAUAAACG
Procambarus clarkii (red swamp crayfish) is the source of this 967-nucleotide messenger RNA. RefSeq lists its product as uncharacterized. The record is from RefSeq and is a predicted model, not a curated record. Lineage: Eukaryota; Metazoa; Arthropoda; Malacostraca; Decapoda; Cambaridae.